GAAUUCGAUAGUAUUGAAAAGAUUUUUAAAAAAGUUGAAGGAGAAUCUAAUAAAGCUUUAGGAACAAGGUUUGAAUUAUUUUGUACAGAGUUGUUAAGUAGAGGGAGAAAUGUAAACGAAGUAGAGAUUACGGUUAGAGUUGGGAAUUUUGAUUUGGGUUUUUUGGUAGUAGUUGAUGUUUCUAAAAUAAGGCCUGGGGCAAUUGAAGCAGCUGGUUCAUUAAAGGGUAAAGUAAUCAUCAUAAUCUAUGAUAGAAUGAGCGAUGUCAUUAAAGAAGCAAUAUUUAAUUUAUUGAGGAAGGAAGAAAAUAGAUUGAUAGAAGAAAAUAGAUUUAAUUUAAACUAUUACUUAAUUUAUAAAUAUUGA
Messenger RNA from Dentiscutata erythropus, 366 nucleotides. The record is from the annotation of a GenBank genome assembly. NCBI's taxonomy places the organism in Eukaryota, Fungi, Glomeromycota, Glomeromycetes, Diversisporales, Gigasporaceae.